ACAGGGCAUGCAAAGGCGUCCACAAUUCAAAGAUGUCGUUUAAUCUAUCGGCCGCAGCGACUAGUGAAGACUGUCGUUUUGGCAGCCAAAUUGCAAUCUUCUUCUCUUUACGUACAGCGAAGGGGUUAGAUGAAGAGAAAGAGAGGAGGCGAGGAGGAGGGCAUGGAUAUCGUGUGGCAGACUCCAGCGAAUCCCCCGCACCCGCACGAUUACGUCUUUCGAAACGGAAUACGAUUCGUUAGACCAUACUACUUUGAAUUCAUCGCUCACGUCAAAAAUCGGUGGGCGGGGAAAACCAUUGUAGACUUAUUUGCUGAGGAGUUUAAAGGUCGGCCUUAUGAUUAUUAUGUUAGUGCAGUGAAAUGUGGAAGGAUUCAAGUAGAUGGUGAGAUUGUACCAGUUUCAUACGUAGUUAAACCUUCUCAAAAGAUAAGCCAUUUCUUACACAGGCAUGAACCACCUGUGAUGGCUUGUGAUGUUGUUAUUCUUCAAAAAGAACCAGAUGUGCUAACUAUUUAUAAGCCAGCAUCUGUUCCUCUGUUACGUAGGUACACCCAUGUGGUCAAUAUCGGAAGAACACUGUUGUUGGCAUUCUUGAAGCUGAGCAUGGCCUGGCACCUCUAUUUCGUAUCCAAAAAUGCAUUCUGGAGAAGAGAUAAAUGGCUUCUUAUUUUGGCGAGAAAUGCUGCAAAAGCUGACAUCUUUAGGCAACAGAUAGAAGCUGGUUUAGUCCACAAACAGUAUAUUGCAAAAGUAGUUGGAGAAUUUCCUGAGGACGAGCUAAUUGUUGAUGCCAAUAUUGACUAUAAUGCACGUGAAGGAAGGAGCACAGCGGAGGUCAGAGACUCCGCAAAGGGGAAGGCUGCCUCUACAAAAUUUACUCGGAUUAGUACUAAUGGAACUCAAAGUAUUGUUUUAUGUGAACCUAUCACUGGCCGUACUCAUCAGAUACGUGUUCAUUUACAGUAUUCAGGGCACCCAAUAGCCAAUGACAUGCUGUACCUCUCAGAACAAACUGUUGAUCGAUCUGUCAAAGGGUGGAGUGCUGAUAGAUCAGCUCGCAUAUCUGAUGUUUCUCUGACAUCAGAUCUUGAUGAAGUGCUCAAUGAAUGCGAAGAAAAUUCCAAUGAAGAUUUUAGCAUUGAUCCCAUGUGUACAAAUUGUCCAAAUUUGGCACCCAAAGGCUUUUAUAAUUGCAGAUAUGAUGGUGAUGAAGAUGGUCUAUGGCUACAUUGUAUUCGCUACACGGGGCCUGGAUGGACGUACGAGUGUCCAUAUCCUGAUUGGGCUAAAUUUAUCUAGACAAUUUGAUAUAUUUUUCAUCGUAAAUUUCAAACAAAUAUGCAACGACUUUUUUUGAGUUUUCAUCUGAGUUGUGCUGGUUACGGAAAAACUAUUUAAUCUUUUGCUAGUAUUCAGGGACACUGGAUUGGAACGAUCAAUUAUUGUUACUAUUGAUUUUUUCGCGUUGGAAAAUCAGUAGAUUAUUCUAUUUUAAAAUGAUUAAAUGUUUUUUAUAGUCUAUAUAUACUUUUACCUUUUUGGACGA
This is a messenger RNA of Vigna umbellata (rice bean), 1549 nucleotides long. The record is from RefSeq and is a predicted model, not a curated record. NCBI's taxonomy places the organism in Eukaryota, Viridiplantae, Streptophyta, Magnoliopsida, Fabales, Fabaceae.